AGAAAAAAAAGCUUUUUUAUACAACUGUGCUGAGUGUUGCUGCAACUAUUUGGACCCUUUUGUUCUUCUGUCUUCCUUUUUCCAUGAUCCAAAGCUUCCAUUUCAAUGAAUCUUCCCAAGUUCUAGAGAGAGAAAAUAUCCAGACUUAGAGAGAGAAACAGAAGAGUGAAAGAAACAGAAGAGUGAGAGAAACAGAAGAUUUUUGUAAAGAAGAAACAGUCAGUGUUACACUUCCAUUUGUAGGGAUGUCGGUAGAGAGAGAAAACUAAAAGAGUGAUAUAAUCCUUUGGUAUUUCUAUUGGGUUUAUUAUUUUCAACCAAUUUUAGAAAGAUAUUUUUGUUUUAAUGGUGUUUUUCUCUGUUUUUCCCCAUUAAUGUUCUUGUAAGAACACAAAUUAUGUGCAGAUCUUGCUCUUUUUUCUGCUCAAAACUGAAAAUAAUUCUUAUUCAUCCCUCUUAUUUCAUGAAAGUUUCAACGUUUUGUGUUUGAAUUUUGAUUUUUACUUUACCCAAUAAACAAUUUACCCUAUUAUUGUUUUUUAUGGUGUUAAAAAUGAGAUAUAAUAUUUCUAUUUUAUAAAUUUUGGAACAAUUAUUGGUAAUAUUUGUCAGCAAUGCUAAAUUUUUUGGUGGGUUUUGAGUUAUUUUUUAGUUUUUGGGGUUUUUGUUUGUGGGAAAGUUAUUGAAGCCUGAAACUAGAAAUCAAGAGAAGAAAUAUUUUACAGCAAAGUCUGAAUCUUUUUGGAAUUUUCCAUUGAUGACAACCUUAUUGAGAUUUUUUUUGAUUAAGAAGUUUGUUGUGGGGUGGUUUUGUGGGUUGAAAUAAGCUUAAAUAGUGUAACUUCUCUUAAGAUAUUUACAAUGAUUACCUUUAUGGAUACAAAAGAUAAAAUAAAGGAAACUGAUAAUUGUUUAGAUUCUCAAUUAUGGCAUGCUUGUGCUGGAGGGAUGGUUCAAAUGCCAACAAUUGAUACUAAAGUUUAUUACUUUGUCCAAGGUCAUAUUGAACAUGCUAAUGGAAAUGUUGAUUUUAGGAAUUUCCCUAGAAUUCCUCCUUAUGUAUUGUGUAGAGUUGAGGAUAUAAGAUACUUAGCUGACCAGGAAACCGAUGAGGUUUAUGCGAAAAUUCGAUUGAUUCCUGUGGCUAAUGAUCUUGAUUAUAGUGAUGAAGAUAGUAGUGUUAAUGGUGAGGUACAAGAGAAUAAGCCUGCUUCAUUUGCUAAGACUUUGACUCAGUCUGAUGCAAACAAUGGGGGAGGUUUUUCAGUCCCUCGUUAUUGUGCAGAAACUAUAUUUCCGCGGUUGGAUUACUCGGCUGAUCCACCUGUUCAGAACAUUCUUGCUAAGGAUGUUCAUGGGGAACCAUGGAAGUUUAGGCAUAUAUAUAGAGGGACUCCUAGGAGACAUUUAUUGACUACUGGUUGGAGUACAUUUGUGAAUGCUAAGAAGCUAGUUGCUGGAGAUUCUAUUGUGUUUUUAAGGACUGAAAAUGGAGAUUUGUGUGUUGGGAUUCGGAGGGCAAAGAGGGGAAUCGGAGGAGGGCUUGAUACGACUUUUGGGUGGAAUCCCGGAUCCAAUGUUUUGAACUAUGGUGCUUUUUCGGCUUUUCUUAGAGAGGACGAGAAUAGGGUUAUGAGAAAUGGUAAUGGGGUUGGUGGUAAUGUUUCGGUUAAGGGGAAAGUGAAGAUGGAGUCUGUUAUUGAGGCUGCAACUCGUGCUGCGAAAGGGCAGCCUUUUGAAGUUGUUUAUUACCCUCGUGCUGGUACACCUGAGUUUGUUGUGAAGGCUGGGCUUGUUAGAGCGGCACUCCAAGUUCGUUGGUGUUCGGGAAUGAGAUUUAAGAUGCCGUUUGAAACGGAAGACUCUUCUAGGAUAAGUUGGUUCAUGGGCACGACUUCCUCUGUUCAGGUUGCUGAUCCUGUGCACUGGCCCGAUUCACCUUGGAGGCUGCUUCAGGUGACAUGGGAUGAGCCCGAUUUACUGCAAAAUGUAAAACGUGUUAGUCCAUGGCUUGUGGAAUUGGUAUCGAAUAUGCCAGCCAUACAUCUGUCUCGCUACUCGCCACCCAGAAAGAAAUUCCGACUUCCCCACCAUCCAGAUUUUCCUAUGGAAGGCCAACUUCUGGUCCCCACAUUUUCCGGAAAUUUUUUAGGGCCAAGCAACCCUUUCGGAUGUUUACCCGACAAUUCUCCUGCAGGCAUGCAGGGAGCCAGGCAUGCUCAAUUCGGUCUUCCACUGUCCGAUCUUCAUAUGAGUAAAUUACAGUCGGGUUACUUUUCAGGUGGCUUCUCAGCACUUGAUCACAACACCACACUGCCCAAUCGACCGUCCAGUUCUCUAAAUUUUCAAAAACCCAGCACCAACGAUAAUAUAUCGUGCCUACUCACGAUAGGAAACCUAAACCAAUCAGGUAAGAAAUCCAAUGUGACUAAACCACAUCAAUUUGUGCUUUUUGGUAAACCAAUAUUGACAGAGCAGCAAAUGUCUCUAAGUCGUUCGGGUGACACUGUCUCACCCGCUCCUACGGGUAAUAGUUCAUCUGAAGGGAAUGUCGACAAAGCAGGUAAUGUUUCUGAUGGUUCUGGUUCAGCACUAAACCAGGAUCAUUGCUCUACGGAACGACUUCCUUCUCUCAAGGAAAACCGCCUAGAAUUAGACAUGGAACUAGAAACGGGUCACUGUAAAGUUUUCAUGGAAUCGGAGGAUGUUGGCCGUACUCUUGAGCUAACGUUGCUUAAUUCUUACGAAGAACUUUGCAGCCGGCUGGCUAACAUGUUUGAUAUAGAAUGUUCCGACAUACUUAACCGUGUAGUCUAUAGAGACAGGAAAGGUUCAUCGAAGCAAAUUGGAGACGAACCUUUCGGAGAAUUCGUGAAAAGGGCAAAGAGAUUGACGAUCUUGAUGGAUUCAAGCAGCGAUAACAUAGGAGCGUAGAGAGUAGAGAUGUUUUAGACACCAAAAAAACAAGUGUAAUUGUACAGGUAGAUCGUCUUAUGGCUGUUUCUAGCUUCACUAGGAUUGAUGCCGAUGUUAAAGAAAGCAUAUUCGAGCCAAUUUUGAUCCUCAACUGUUAAUCUUCAAAUAUGAUUUCCUUACCUAUAAAUUUUCGUAUGGAUUACGUUUCAAUGUGCACUAGAAAUGUUUCCCAUUUCAUAAUUUCCUUCGUUUCUUUGAGCUUUCACAUCGAUUUACGUAAUGUAAGAGCAUGAUUAUUGUUACUCGUCAAUAUACCUUCUAAGAGUUCCCAUUAUUUGGGAAUGUCAAAUGUGAAGAAUGAAAAGUUAAAAACACCUUUUCCAUGCUUUUAUGUCAAUACUGAUUUUGAGAAACAAAAAUAUUCUACUACUGUAAACUCUUUUUGUUUUCAACUUACGUGCGCUACUUCUAAAUUAACUUGGCAACCUAAUUAACUGAAUUUAUUGAACUUUUAUAAGUUUUUUGGACAAUUUUUUAGUUCGAACGAA
Messenger RNA from Amaranthus tricolor (Joseph's coat), 3464 nucleotides. RefSeq names its product auxin response factor 18-like. Lineage: Eukaryota; Viridiplantae; Streptophyta; Magnoliopsida; Caryophyllales; Amaranthaceae. Bases 862 to 2934 code for a protein of 690 amino acids. The transcript has 4 exons. Gene Ontology annotation, molecular function: protein binding; DNA binding. Gene Ontology annotation, cellular component: nucleus. The record is from RefSeq and is a predicted model, not a curated record. Gene Ontology annotation, biological process: regulation of DNA-templated transcription; response to hormone.